Messenger RNA from Abrus precatorius (Indian licorice), 3736 nucleotides. RefSeq names its product putative disease resistance protein At3g14460. Lineage: Eukaryota; Viridiplantae; Streptophyta; Magnoliopsida; Fabales; Fabaceae. Gene Ontology annotation, molecular function: ADP binding. Gene Ontology annotation, biological process: defense response to other organism. The record is from RefSeq and is a predicted model, not a curated record. The transcript is spliced from 2 exons. Bases 31 to 3714 code for a protein of 1227 amino acids.
ACCAUUUUCUCUCCUCUAAUUUGAUUAAUCAUGGCGGAAGCACUUGUUGGUGGAGCUUUUCUCUCUGCUUUCAUUAACGUUGUUUUGGAGAGGGUGUCUUCAGCUGAGUUUGUGAAGUUGAUCCAAGGAAAGAAGCUUGACCAAGACUUGCUGCAAAGGUUGAAUAAUGCUCUGUGUGCUGCUGAAGUUCUGCUUAUUGAUGCUGAGCAAAAGCAAAUCAAUAACCCAAGUAUCAAGAACUGGCUCCAUAAUCUCAGGGAUGCUGUCUAUGUAGCUGAUGACUUGUUAGAUCUUGUUUUCACCCAAGCUGCAACUCAGAAGAAGGUCAGUAACUUUCUCCCUCGCUUUCUUCAUUCCCAUAAUAGGGAGAUUGUGAAUAAGAUGGAAGAGGUUGUUAGAAGAAUAGAAGAUACUGAAAAACGCAAGUAUAUCCUUGAUCUUAAACACAUUCCCAGGGAGAACUUCUCUUGGAGGACUCCCUCCACUUCUCUCGUCAAAGGGAAUAUAUAUGGCAGGGAGAUCGACCAAGAUGCAAUUAUUCAUAUAUUAAAAGAUGAUACUCAUGAUCAAAUAUCAGUGAUCCCUAUUGUGGGCAUGGGUGGUGUUGGAAAAACCACUUUAGCCCAAUGGGUGUAUAACAAUGAGAAUGUGAUGAAGGAGUUCGAUUUGAAAGCAUGGGUUUGUGUUUCUGAAGAAUUUGAUAUUGUUAAGACUACAAAGACUAUAAUAGAGUCACUUACCUCUGGUGUUUGUAAUAAGAUGGAUCUAGAUUUACUUCAACUUGAUUUGAAGGAAAGAAUAGCAGGAAAGAAAUUCUUUUUUGUUCUGGAUGAUGUUUGGAGUGAUGAUUAUGAUGGUUGGAGUAGUCUUAAAACACCUUUUCAAUAUGGGAUUAAGGGAAGUAAAAUUCUCGUGACAACUCGGAGUGAAAAGGUUGCUGCCGUUGUCCGAACUUGCCCACCUUACCAUGUAAAUCAUUUGUCCGAUGAACAGUGUUGGUCAGUGUUUGCAGAUCAUGCGUGUUUUCCCAAAACUAAUGGGAAUUUGAUUCUAGAAAACAUUGGUCGAGAGAUUGUUAAGAAGUGCAAGGGAUUACCUUUAGCAGCACAGACACUUGGAGGCCUUUUGCGAGCAAAACACAAUAUCAAGGAUUGGAAUGCUAUACUCACCAAUGAAAUGUGGGAGUUUUCUGCUAAUGACAGUAAGAUCAUUCCAGCAUUGAGAAUAAGUUAUUACCAUCUCCCUCCACCUUUAAAACGUUGUUUUGCUUAUUGUUCUCUGUAUCCCAAGGAUUAUAAAUUUCAAAAAGAUGAAUUAAUCUUAUUGUGGAUGGCAGAAGAUCUUUUAGAGCAGCCAAAGAAAGGAAAGACUUUAGAAGAAGUAGGUGCUGAAUAUUUUGAUGAAUUAGCUUCCAGAUUAUUUUUCAAAAAGUAUUAUGAACCUAUUGAUUACUUGUUUUACGUGAUGCAUGAUCUGAUGCAUGACCUAGCAAUAUCUGUUGCUGGAGACUUCUAUUUUAGGUCAGAGGAACUUGGGACGGUUGACAAGAUUAAGAUUCAUACUCGUCAUCUGUCUUAUGGAAGGUUGAGUCAUCCAAUCUCAAAAAAUUUCAAUGCUAUUGAUGAAUUAAAAUAUUUGAGAACUUUUUUGCAAGUCAAUUUUUUACCUCCUUCGUUCAGCUUUGAAAGUGUCAUUUCGAUCAUACUAUCGAAGUUCAAUUACCUGAGAGUUUUGUCAUUCAUCGUUUGUCGGGAACUUGAUACAUUGCCUGAUUCAAUAGGUGAAUUGAUCCAUCUUCGUUACUUAGAUCUCUCCGAGACAGGUAUCAAAACACUGCCAGAAUCACUAAGUAAAUUGUACAAUCUACAAACGUUGAAGCUGUUUCUUUGUGUACAACUAACUAUGUUGCCAAGUGGCAUGCAAAAUCUUGCAAACUUGCGACAUCUUGAUAUAACCGCAACUGCUUUGAAAGAGAUGCCUGGGGGAAUGAGCAAACUAAAACAUUUGCAGUUUUUAAGUAACUUCAUUGUUGGCAAACAUGAAGAUAAUGGCAUAAAGGAAUUGGGAGACCUUUCAAAUCUUCACGGAUCAUUGCUGAUUAGUAACUUGGAAAAUGUUACUGACAGUGGUGAAGCAGCAGAGGCAAGAAUGAUGGAUAAGACUUUCAUAAAACGUUUGUACUUGGAGUGCUCCAGGGAUAGUGAUCUGAAUACAACCUCAUCGCAUGCUGAAAGAGAAGUAUAUGACCAGUUACAACCUCACAACGGCCUAGAAUAUCUAUCCAUCAGGAACUACAGGGGUACGAGAUUUCCAGAUUGGGUAGGACAUUCUUCCUACCACAGUAUGACUGAAUUAAGUCUUAGUUCUUGUAGGAAUUGUUGUAUGCUUCCUUCACUUGGACAACUAUCCUCUCUGAAGACCUUGAAGAUUGAAAAUUUUGAUGGGCUUGAGACUGUUGGUGCCGAAUUUUACAAGAAUGAUAAUGGUCAUUCUUUAGAAACACCCUUUUUGUCCUUGGAGUAUCUGUCAUUUUGUAAAAUUCCAUGUUGGGAGGAGUGGUAUUUGUUUAAAUUUGAAGCUUUUCCUAAACUUAAAGUGCUUAGAAUAAAUGAUUGUCCAAAAUUGAGGGGACAAUUGCCUGAGCACCUUCCUGCUUUAGAAAGACUAGUGAUUGAAAAAUGUGGUGAUCUUGUUUCUUCUCUCCCUAGAGCUCCCUCAAUUUGUGAAUUAACCAUAUCUGAAAGCAACAAAGUAAGGUUUGAAGAGUUACCAAUGUCAGUGCACGAUUUGUCAAUUAAUGGGUGCGACUUGAUGGCAUCCAUGUUUGGGGCCUUUGCCAUAUCCCACCCUAAUUGUCUCCAUUAUUUAAGCAUCUCUGAUUGUUCGCUUGCAGUAUCGUUUGUGGGGGAUUGUUUACCAGAAUGUUUGAAAGAACUGAGCAUCAGGAACUGUGGAAAACUAGAAUUCCCGAAGCAACAACAUGAGCUGUUAGAAUCGCUGGGAAUCACCAACAGCUUUGAUUCACUCUCAUCUUUCCCAUUAGAAGUGUUUCCUGAUCUCAGGUUUCUGAGAAUCUACGAAUGUAAAAAUCUGGAAUCUCUGUCCAUUAGUGGGUGCUCCAAUUUAGCGUGGUUCCCGAGAGAAGGGUUUGCUGCACCCAACUUGACUGGAUUUGUUGUCCGCAACUGCCACAACUUGAAGUGCUUGCCUGGUCACAUGAAUACUCUGCUUCCAAAGUUGGAAUAUCUGUCAGUAAGUGAUUGCCCUGAAAUUGAAGCAUUUCCUGAAGGGGGUCUGCCUCCAAACCUGACACGGCUUACUAUCAAUAAUUGUGAGAAACUACUGAGAUGUCUGUCAUCAACGGGUGGGCUUCAGGGUCUCACUAAUCUUAGCAUUAGAUGUGAGAGUGGGAAGUCUUUCCCUUUGUUGCCACAGCUUCCCUCUCUUACCACUCUGCAACUGUAUAAAUUUGAAAGUAUGGAGACAUUGGAUUGCAAGGGCCUAUCCCAUCUCACCUCCCUUCAAGUUUUGACCAUCUCAAACUGCUCCAAGCUGAAGAGUAUAGUGGGAGAAAGGCUGUCUCCCUCUCUGUUAAAACUCCAAAUAUAUGAAACCCCUUUGGUGGGAAAACGGUGUCAAGAGAAGCACGAUGAAAUUUGGCCCAAAGUUUCCCACAUCCGUGGAAUUCAGGUUGAUGGGAGAUGGAUUUCGUGAACUUGGGGUUACCAACAGCAAC